Sclerotinia borealis F-4128 is the source of this 1134-nucleotide messenger RNA. The record is from the annotation of a GenBank genome assembly. NCBI's taxonomy places the organism in Eukaryota, Fungi, Ascomycota, Leotiomycetes, Helotiales, Sclerotiniaceae.
AUGGCAAACUCAACCACCCUCCAAUUCAAUGCAACAACAAUAUCCGAUCUCCCAUCACUUCCUCAUUAUAUCCUCACCCCCCUACAACCACUCGUCCCUUACAUAUCCGAUUUCUAUCUCUCACUCAUCUGUCCCAUCGCUGCCUACUGGGUCGUCUCUCUUUUCUUCCAUGCAAUCGAUACCCUAGACAUCUGGCCUCAAUACCGUUUGCAUACUCCCGCCGAAAUCCUCAAAAGGAAUCGCGUCUCUCGUUACGAAGUCGCCCGCGAUGUGAUCAUUCAACAAAUUAUCCAAACCAUCGUUGGAGCUUUGCUAGGCCUCACCGAACCCGAAGAAAUGGCCGGGAAAACCGAAUUCGAUAUUGCGAACUGGGCGCAAAGGAUACGCAUAGCACAAAGAGCUUUACCUUCGAUCUUGAGUCUAAUAGGACUAAAUGCAUCCGCGAUAUCGAAAAAUGUAGCGGGGAACUGGCCAAUGGUUGCGGGCGUAUUGGCUGGUGGAAAAUAUCCAGGUUUAAUGGAAGGUUUGAAUGUAGUGAGUGGUGAACAAAUUCCGGCUUUUGCGGAGUGGGAAAUGUGGGCUGCGAAGAUGAUAUAUUGGUAUAUUGUGCCGGCAUUACAAUUUGGGUUGGCGAUUGCUAUUGUGGAUACUUGGCAAUACUUUUUGCAUAGAGCUAUGCAUAUGAAUAAGUGGCUGUAUACAACUUUCCACGCCCGCCAUCAUCGUCUCUAUGUUCCUUAUGCCUAUGGAGCCCUUUAUAAUCACCCCUUCGAAGGUUUCCUCCUCGAUACCCUCGGUGCAUCAAUCGGUUACAAAGUAUCCGGCAUGACAUCUCGUCAAGGAAUGGCAUUUUUCGUCGCCUCAACCAUCAAAACAGUAGAUGAUCAUUGUGGUUACGCACUUCCAUGGGAUCCUCUUCAACAUAUCACAAGUAAUAAUGCAGGAUAUCAUGAUAUUCAUCAUCAAAGUUGGGGAAUUAAAGCGAAUUUUAGUCAACCUUUCUUCACAUUUUGGGAUAGAAUAUUAGGGACCGUUUGGGUGGGGGAUACGAAGGGGAGAUAUGAGAGGAGUAGGAAGGCGGCGGAGGUGUUGGUUGAGGCGGAUAGGGUUAAGGUUGGGGGGAAGGAGUUGUGA